Molecule: messenger RNA, 1898 nt
Organism: Umbelopsis ramanniana AG
Lineage: Eukaryota; Fungi; Mucoromycota; Umbelopsidomycetes; Umbelopsidales; Umbelopsidaceae
Exons: 10
Coding region: 53-1762 (569 amino acids)
Biological process (GO): maturation of SSU-rRNA
Molecular function (GO): ATP binding; nucleic acid binding; RNA helicase activity
Source: RefSeq, a predicted model, not a curated record
UUUUUUUUUUUUGAGAGCUGCGACCUUACUGCUUGUUCGAUCACUUUCAUAGAUGGAUCUCUUCAGAUUACUAGGUGGAGGCGCAAAGUUUGACAAGAAGCGCUUUAAGGAUGACUUCCAACUACUAGACCCUACUGCAACUGAACCCGAAGUUGAGGAAACCCUUACUGAGCAACCAGAUAAUGAGGAAGAACGACAGAAGUCUUUGUUAAAUGAAAUUGAUUUCUUUAAGAAUACUCAUACUAUCGUCGGCAACAACAAAAAAGCCAAAGACCCUAAGAAGUCAAAAGAAAAGAAGAAUAAAAAAUUGGAAGCUGAAGAAGACAAUCAGCAAGACGAGGAAGAAGACGACGACGACGAAGAAGAUCUUUUCACAAGUCAGGAAGAGGUGGCCCAGUUCAGAAAACAGAAUCGGAUCCGCGUUUAUGGAGACGACAUACCAAAUCCAUUUCGCAAAUUUGCAGACCUUUCAACGCCAUAUUACAAUCUUCGACCAUACAUUCGCCGUAAUCUGAAAGUCAGUGGGUUUGAGGAUCCCACCCCAAUUCAAAUGCAAUCUAUACCAAUCAUCAUGAAGGGACGGGAUCUUAUGUCGUGUGCACCUACUGGUUCAGGUAAAACAUUGGCAUACCUUCUCCCCAUUAUUCAUGAUUUGAAUGGGCCGGAAAAGGUUGGCUAUCGUGCUCUGGUUGUUGCUCCCACCCGUGAAUUGGCUCAACAGAUUUUCCGCGAGAUCAAGCGAAUUAGUGCCGGCAAAAAGUUCAAAAUUUGCAUGUUGACAAAGGCAACGGCUGCAACACAAGCACAGGAUCCAAAACUGCGACAGAAAUAUGAUAUCCUCAUUAGUACGCCACUGCGCUUAGUUCAUGCUAUACAGAGUGACGAGAUUGAACUCAAUCGUGUUCAACAUCUUGUCCUUGAUGAGGCUGAUAAAUUGUUGGAGCUUGGUUUCUUAGAGCAAAUGGACGAAAUCUUUGCGGCUUGCACAAAUGCUAACAUUCAAAAGUCACUCUUCAGUGCGACUAUACCAUCUGGAGUCGAAACGUUAGCAAAAACUGUCAUGAAAGAUCCUAUUCGAAUUGUUAUUGGCGCAAAGAAUGCCGCAACAGAAACCAUUAAACAGGAGUUACUGUUUGUUGGAAGUGAGGAUGGAAAACUCGUCGCCAUUCGACAGAUGGUGCAAAAGGGAUUGAAACCACCCGUUCUCAUCUUUGUACAGUCCAUCGAUCGUGCUAAGGAGCUUUUCCAUGAGCUGGUCUAUGAUGGUAUCAAUGUUGAUGUCAUUCACUCCGAGCGAACCAAAUCUCAGAGAGACAAUAUCAUUGACCAGUUCAGAGCCGGUCGCAUAUGGGUUCUCAUUUCAACCGAGCUGAUGGCACGUGGUCUUGAUUUCAAGGGAGUCAAUCUCGUCAUCAACUACGAUUUCCCUCAAACAGUGCAAAGCUAUAUCCACAGAAUCGGACGAACGGGUCGUGCUGGUCGUACCGGUGAAGCAGUUACAUACUUCACCAAGGAAGACGCACCUUACUUGAAAAGUAUCGUUAACGUCAUGCGAGGAUCUGGCUGUGAGGUACCUGAAUGGAUGCUUACGAUGAGAAAGCCAAGCCAAAACAUGAGGAAGCAGCUCCGUAAGGCGCCUAUAGAGCGUAAACAAAUUAAUACUAUGUCUAGUUACGACAAGAGAAAGAUCGCCCAUAAGAGGAAUAUGAUUGAGACGUCAAAGCGAAGGAAAACCGAGAAAGAAACUGAAAAAAAGGCAUAAACAUAGAGCUCAGUACCUAUUAUGCAUAGAAAAUUUUCAAUUUUAAUACUGUAGUUAUAGCCUCCUAGCUUUUACUUUUGUACAUGGUUUGGCCAUCAAAAUAGAUACUGUUUGAUUUUGGUUCAAGCCUCCCGCC